AUGGCAAGUUCGAGUUCGAAUUCGAGUUUGUAUAGUGAAAGAGUUGCGGAGAUCGUGUUUUUUGAUUUAGAAACUACAGUACCGAACAGAACUGGACAGAAGUUCAGGGUAUUGGAGUUCGGCGCGAUCAUUGUUUGUCCUCGGAAGCUCGUGGAGCUCGAGAGCUAUUGCACGCUAAUUAGGCCUCGGGACUUAUCUGCUGUCGCGUCAAGGUCAGCCCGAUGCGAUGGAAUAACACGUGAUUCAGUUGCCAAUGCGCCGUAUUUUGAGGAAGUUUCGGACAAGAUUUUCAGCAUUUUGAAUGGUAGAAUUUGGGCAGGUCAUAACAUUCAAAGAUUUGAUUGUGUUCGUAUUAGGGAGGCCUUUGCUGAGAUUGGUAGGCCUGCACCAGUCCCUGUUGGGAUCAUUGAUUCAUUGGGAGUCUUGACUGAGAAAUUUGGUAAAAGAGCUGGAAAUAUGAAGAUGGCAUCAUUGGCAGCUUACUUUGGUCUUGGCCAGCAAAAACAUAGGAGUUUGGAGGAUGUAAGAAUGAAUUUGGAUGUCUUGAAGCAUUGUGCAACUGUCCUAUUCUUGGAAUCAAGCCUCCCAAGUGCUUUGAAUACAGAAUGGCACAACAAUCUGGGUGUAACAACAAGAAGCAAAAGUCUACAGAAGUUCAGGGUAUUGGAGUUCGGCGCGAUCAUUGUUUGUCCUCGGAAACUCGUGGAGCUCGAGAGCUACUGCACGCUAAUUAGGCCUCGGGACUUAUCUGCUGUCGCGCCAAGGUCAGCCCGAUGCGAUGGAAUAACACGUGACGCGGUUGCCAAUGCGCCGUAUUUUGAGGAAGUUUCGGACAAGAUUUUCAGCAUUUUGAAUGGCAGAAUUUGGGCAGGUCAUAACAUUCAAAGAUUUGAUUGUGUUCGUAUUAGGGAGGCCUUUGCUGAGAUUGGUAGGCCUGCACCAGUCCCUGUUGGGAUAAUUGAUUCAUUGGGAGUCUUGACUGAGAAAUUUGGUAAAAGAGCUGGAAAUAUGAAGAUGGCAUCAUUGGCAGCUUACUUUGGUCUUGGCCAGCAAAAACAUAGGAGUUUGGAGGAUGUAAGAAUGAAUUUGGACGUCUUGAAGCAUUGUGCAACUGUCCUAUUCUUGGAAUCAAGCCUCCCAAGUGCUUUGAAUACAGAAUGGCACAACAAUCUGGGCGUAACAACAAGAAGCAAAAGUCUACAGCAAUCUAGCCUCCACUGGAACAAAUCUUCAGAAUUUACAGGUAGAUUUAGUAUAGGGAAAUCGAUAUGCAGAGAAGAAACUAGCCGAAAAUCACCUCCAUCGUCACCUAUUUCGAAUAAAAGAGCUGUUCCAUAUGGAAGGGGAAGUCUCGGAAAGAUGACAGUAGGAGUAAAGAAGCUAUUAUAUGCUAGAAGAGCACCUAUCAACAAUUUGCUGAAGAAUUCUCAAUCACUUCUUAUAUGA
Messenger RNA from Fraxinus pennsylvanica, 1446 nucleotides. The record is from the annotation of a GenBank genome assembly. NCBI's taxonomy places the organism in Eukaryota, Viridiplantae, Streptophyta, Magnoliopsida, Lamiales, Oleaceae.